AUGGCUGCUACCGCCGGUGCUGUCCUAAAUGGGCUGGGGUCUUCUUUCUUGCGUGGAGGGAAGAGGAGCCAAGCAUUGUUGGGAAUUGGAGCUAGUAGAAUUGCAACUUAUCCAGUUGGUACAAGGAAGUUGGUGGUGGCAGCUGCUGCUGCUCCAAAAAAGUCAUGGAUCCCUGGUGUUAGAGGUGGCGGCAACUUCAUUGACCCUGAGUGGCUCGAUGGCUCGCUACCAGGUGACUACGGUUUCGACCCGCUAGGUUUAGGCAAGGACCCAGCAUUCCUCAAAUGGUACAGAGAAGCUGAACUCAUUCAUGGCCGGUGGGCUAUGGCUGCUGUGGUGGGCAUCUUUGUUGGCCAAGCCUGGAGCGGCGUCCCUUGGUUCGAGGCCGGUGCUGACCCAGGUGCCAUCGCACCUUUCUCCUUCGGUUCCCUCCUCGGCACGCAGCUCCUCCUCAUGGGUUGGGUGGAGAGCAAGCGGUGGGUGGAUUUCUUCAACCCCGAGUCCCAAUCUGUGGAAUGGGCAACACCAUGGUCUAAAACCGCGGAGAAUUUUGCUAAUGCCACCGGUGACCAGGGUUAUCCCGGCGGCAAGUUCUUUGACCCAUUGGGAUUGGCAGGGACUCUCAGGGAUGGUGUGUACAUUCCUGACGUGGAGAAGCUUGAGAGACUCAAACUUGCUGAGAUUAAGCACGCCAGGCUUGCCAUGGUUGCCAUGUUGAUCUUUUACUUCGAGGCUGGCCAAGGCAAGACUCCUCUUGGUGCUCUUGGAUUGUAA
Molecule: messenger RNA, 774 nt
Organism: Dovyalis caffra
Lineage: Eukaryota; Viridiplantae; Streptophyta; Magnoliopsida; Malpighiales; Salicaceae
Source: the annotation of a GenBank genome assembly